This is a messenger RNA of Stegodyphus dumicola, 1872 nucleotides long. RefSeq lists its product as uncharacterized. Lineage: Eukaryota; Metazoa; Arthropoda; Arachnida; Araneae; Eresidae. The record is from RefSeq and is a predicted model, not a curated record.
AUGGCUAGCAGCAUUGAUAGUUUAGCCAAAAAUGUGAAAGAAUUCAGAGAAACAGCCAAAUUCUUUCCCAAGGACAAAUUGGACCUCGUUACCAGAAAAGGCGUGUAUCCGUAUGAUUAUAUGGACUCGUGGGAUAAAUGUGACGAAACACGACUACCCAACAAAAAAGAAUUUUACAACAAAAUGACUGAGUCGGAUAUAUCACACGAGGACUAUGCACAUGCCAAAACAGUAUGGAAGACCUUCAACAUUAAAAAUUUAGGUGAGUAUUCUGAUUUGUAUGUGAAGACUGAUGUACUGAUCUUAGCUGAUAUUAUGGAACAUUUUAGAGAUGUCUGCAUAAGGACUUACAAAUUGGAUCCUGCAUGGUACUUCACUGCACCCGGUCUCUCUUGGGAUGCUAUGUUAAAAACCACUGGAAAGGAAUUAGAAUUAUUGACUGAUUAUAACAUGAUUUUAAUGUUAGAAAAAGGAACCAGAGGUGGGAUUUCUCAGUGUUGUAAUAGGUAUGGGAAAGCUAAUAAUAAAUAUAUGAAAGACUAUGACAGAAGUAAAGAAUCUAAUUAUUUAAUCUACCUAGAUGCCAAUAACUUGUAUGGAUGGGCAAUGAGCCAAUUUCUACCAUAUGGCGGCUUCAAGUGGGGGGAUACCGAUAUAGAUGUAACAGCGAUCCCCGACGAUUCAGAUGUGGGUUAUAUCUUAGAAUGCGACUUGGAAUAUCCUGAAUAUUUGCAUGAUCUCCAUUCAGACCUCCCACUAGGAGCUGAGAACAGAGUUCCUGAUGGCUCAAAACAUACAAAAUUACUAACAACCUUAUAUGACAAAGAUCAUUAUGUGGUUCAUUACAGGGGUUUGAAACAAUUUUUACAAAUGGGCUUAAAAUUGAAGAAAGUACACAGGGUAUUAGAGUAUAAGCAAGCACCUUGGCUGAAGACAUAUAUCGACUUGAACACUGAAAUGAGAACUAAAGCAACUAAUGACUUUGAAAAAGAUUUCUAUAAACUCAUGAACAACUCUGUGUUUGGUAAGACAAUGGAAAAUAUUAGAAAAAGGCUUGAUAUCAAACUGUGCUGUGAUGCGGAGAAAGCCGAAAAACUUAUUGCUAAACCAAAUUUUAAAGGAAGAACCAUAUUUGAAGAAAAUUUAGCCGCUAUACAUAUGCACAAAACUGCAGUACUCUUUGAUAAACCUAUCUAUGUUGGAAUGAGUAUCUUAGAUUUAUCCAAAACUUUAAUGUACGACUUCCACUAUAAUGUGAUGGCACCUAAAUAUGGGAAAAACAUUAUACUGUUGUACAUGGAUACGGAUAGUUUCAUCUAUGAUAUAAAAACUGAUGAUUUCUAUGAAGAUAUGAAAGGAAUGCUUGAACAUUUUGACACGUUUGAUUAUCCGGAGGAUAAUAGGUAUGGAAUGCCGCGAGUUAAUAAAAAGGUUUUGGGGAAGAUGAAGGAUGAAAAUGCAGGGGGGAUCUUGGAAGAGUACGUUGGCUUAAUAUCUAAGAUGUAUGCCUGUAAAACUGAAAAAGACUUAGUUAAAAAAUCAAAAGGUAUUAAGAAAUGUGUAGUGAAAAAUAGAAUUACUUUCGAGGAUUACAAAAACUGUCUAUUCUCACAUCAAAAACAGUACAGAUCUAUGAAUCUCAUUAGAAGCACAAAACAUAAUAUUCAUUCCAUACAAGUAAAUAAGAUUGCCCUUUCAGGAGAUGAUGACAAGCGGCACAUAUUACCAGAUGGUAUCCAUACCUUGGCUCACGGUCACUAUGCGAUAAAGAGCAACCUCAAAAGUCACCUGUACAGACGCCAGGCGAAGGAUCAGCAUUUUGGUAAGGCCCCCAAGAAACCUCUCCUCUAUAAUAGCUCGGCUACGUACUGA